Messenger RNA from Diorhabda carinulata, 916 nucleotides. RefSeq lists its product as uncharacterized. The record is from RefSeq and is a predicted model, not a curated record. The transcript is spliced from 4 exons. Bases 34 to 849 code for a protein of 271 amino acids. NCBI's taxonomy places the organism in Eukaryota, Metazoa, Arthropoda, Insecta, Coleoptera, Chrysomelidae.
CCCGUCAACAAUUAAAAGCAUCAAAUAAACACCAUGCCAAUAUUAAAAUCCAGAUAUAAAUUGUACGGGUUUUGUACGGGCAUAUUUAUUAUUGCAAUAACAACAAUAAUUGGCAUUUUAAUAGAAAAAUUUUCAGACAAAGACAUGGUUCAUUUGAAUGUACAGAUGUAUAUUAGUCUGAUAUCGUGUAUUUUCAUCGGGAUUUCAACACUCCAUUUGACAUGGAAUAUUUUUGUUGCCAUCUAUUUCCAUCGAAAUACUGGAAUUUGGUUGUUUAAUCUCAUAUUAUGGGAACUUAUUUUGAUGGUGAACUCCAUAACAGGAAAAAAUUAUUGGCUUAUUUCACUCGUUACCUUGAAUAUGGUAUUGAUAUUUCUUUUAAUGAUUUUCAUAUCAAAUUUUCAUGAUCAUUGGAAGGAAUGGAGAGAGGAGAAUUCCACGGAAUUAUACCUUUGGCAAGUAAUCUAUGGGCAAUCAAUAACUUCUAGGAACGUACAAAAUUACAGAAUUCCAUUAACAGGAUCGCUCAUAUUUCCUUCAUCUCACGCAUUUAUUUUAAACGACUAUGGAAGUGAUAACUACGAUUGGGAAUGGGAUUUUACAUAUUUUACAGAAAACGAAGAGUUUGCGUGGACAGUUUAUUCGCAGAGUUUAACAGGUUCAAUCGAUACACUUUAUUCUAAAGUCUUGGAAGAAUAUUAUGGGAAACUGAAUAAAAAGGAAGGAAAUAGUUUAACUUAUACUUGUAUGAACGAAACUAAUAUGGAUGAAGAAUGUAUUAGCCAUGAAAGUGUUGAAAAUGUUGUGAGUCCUACUAAUUCGGAUGACGGGAAUUCUGAAUCGAAAUAAAAUUUCAUGAAACAUUUGGUGUUUGUUAAAUCGUUAAUAUUUUGAAAUAAAAAAUGAGUUCAAUGAA